AUGACCCUCUGGAUAGACGCGGCGGAUUCGAAUCUGGAUAUGAGCCGCGCGUUCCCCCGCCACGUCGGCAUUGCGCACACGCGGUGGGCCACCCACGGCGCGCCGUCCCCCCGCAACUCGCAUCCUCAGUCGUCCGGUCCGAACCACGACUUCCUGGUGGUGCACAACGGGAUCAUCACCAACUACAAGGCGCUGAAGGGCACUCUCCAGAGGCACGGCUUCACGUUUGAAUCAGAGACAGACACCGAGGUGAUCCCGAAGCUCGCCAAGUUCGUGUACGACAAUCUGCUGCAGUCGGAAGGGGGUCAUGGCGGCGAGGGCAUGGCCAACGGCGUCUCGAGCAAGACAGCCAACGGAGGGUCUCCUGGGGAGCGAGUGGCGUUCACGCAGGUGGUGAUGGAGGUGAUGCGGCAGCUAGAAGGCGCCUACGCGCUGCUCUUCAAGAGCCCGCACUUCCCCAACCAGCUCGUCGCCUGCAAGCGCGGCAGCCCGCUGCUCUUGGGCGUCAAAGUCCCCUCCGACGGCCGGAAAUCCGCGUUUGAUAUAGUGGGAGCGGAGGAGCCUGGGGGCAUGGUGAGAGGAGGAGCCGUGGCGACCGGCCCUCGGGAGCUGUUUCUAGCGAGCGAUGCGAGUGCGGUGGUAGAGCAUACCAAGAAAGUCAUGGUUAUAGAGGAUAACGAGGUGGUGCAUAUCCGGGACGGGGUCGUUUCGCUGUUUUCGUUCGAGCCGGAUAAGGCGAAGCGCGGUUUACCGCCGACGACGGCGCUGCAGAGGGCUCUUUCUACCUUGGAGAUGGAGGUGGAGCAGAUCAUGAAGGGGAGUUAUGACCAUUUCAUGCAGAAGGAGAUCCACGAGCAGCCUGACUCGCUCACCAUGACGCUGAGGGGGAGGCUGAUUCACGGGAAAGCGGAUUCGCUGUCGCCCACUGCCCGCGUAGGCUCCUCCGCGCCUUGGUCAGAGGAAAAAGGGGUGCUGCUGGGAGGCCUCAAAGACCAUCUCCUCACCAUCCGUCGCAGCAGGCGCAUCAUUUUCGUCGGCUGCGGCACCAGUUACCACGCAGCGCUCGCCGUGCGUCCUCUGUUGGAAGAGCUCUCCGGGGUGGCGGUUCAGCUGGAGCUGGCUAGCGAUAUGUUGGACAGAAACGCGCCGGUUUAUAGAGAGGAUACGGCGGUGUUUAUGAGCCAGUCGGGGGAGACGGCGGACACGCUGUCGGCGCUGGAGUAUGCGCGGGCGAGGGGGGCGCUGUGUGUGGGUGUGACUAACACGGUGGGGAGUGCCAUCGCCCGCCGCACGCACUGUGGCGUGUUCAUCAACGCUGGGGCUGAAAUCGGCGUUGCCAGCACUAAGGCAUACACGAGUCAGAUUGCGGUGCUGGUGCUGAUGGCUCUUGCGAUUGGGGAGGACAGCAUUUCCACGAAGGAGCGAAGAGAGCGGAUCAUAGACAGCCUCGUCGACCUGCCCAGGAAGGUGCGCCAGGUGCUGAGGCUUGACUCAGAAAUCCAACAGUUGGCCAGAGAGCUGUCAGGCGAGCAGAGCCUGCUGGUGUUUGGCCGCGGCUACAACUACGCGACGGCGGUGGAGGGGGCGCUGAAGGUGAAGGAGGUGGCGCUGAUGCACAGCGAGGGCAUUCUGGCCGGCGAGAUGAAGCACGGCCCCCUCGCCCUCGUUGACGCCACUCUGCCUAUUAUCGUUGUUGCUACUCGCGACAGCACCUGCAGCGAGGACAUUCUGGCCGGCGAGAUGAAGCACGGCCCGCUCGCCCUCGUUGACGCCACUCUGCCUAUCAUUGUCGUCACCUCUCACGACAGCACGUGCAGCGGGGGAGGUGAGGAGGAGGGAAGUGGUGGUGGCUAUGGAGAGGUGCUGAAAUGUGGUGGAUGUGCGGAGCAAACUGAUAUGGCGGCGGGGGAAGCGGGGCGAAAUUUCUUGAUCGCGGUGGACGAAUCGGAGGGCAGUCGCCACGCGUUACAAUUCGCGUGCGAAAAGGUCGUCGAAGACAACGAUAGGGUUACCAUAGUUCACGUCCGACCGCACAUUGAAGAGGUGGAUUUCUAUGCCGCCCAGACCUACAAACAGGAGUUCGAGGCACAGUACCUUCGAGAUAGUCACACGCUGCUGGACAAGUACCAGAAACUUGCCAGUACCUACAAACCGUCGUUUAAGAACGAGUGGGUGACGAAGAGCGCGUGUGGCGACGCGAGGGAGAGGAUCCUCGAAGCAGCGAGCGAGGUCGACCCGGAUGUGAUUGUAUUGGGAAGCCACGGGCACGGCGCUAUAACGAGGUGGGUACAGCGCUAUAACGAGGGUGUUGCUGGGGCGUGCAAGUUCCUUAUCCCUCCCCUCUUCCCUCCCCUCUUCCCUCCCCUCUUCCCUCCCCUCUUCCCUCCCCUCUUCCCUCCCCUCUUCCCUCCCCUCUUCCCCCCCAGUUCCCCCCCUUUUCCCCACUCUCGUUUCAGAGCGUUAUUGGGGAGUGUGAGCGGCCACGUGGCACACACUGCCAGCCAACUGGUGUUUUUGGAAAGUGUGAGUUAUGACGUGGCACACACAGCCAAUUGUGCGGUCAUGAUCGUCCCUAAGUACAUGAGUGAUUGCAUCCCCCACCUUUUCCUGCUCACUUCCUCCUCCUUUUCUCUGUUCCUUCUUUUCCACUCUCACCUCAGGGUGUUAUUGGGGAGUGUGAGUGACCACGUGGCACACUCCUAA
Closterium sp. Naga37s-1 is the source of this 2703-nucleotide messenger RNA. The record is from the annotation of a GenBank genome assembly. Lineage: Eukaryota; Viridiplantae; Streptophyta; Zygnematophyceae; Desmidiales; Closteriaceae.